AUGGCCUUUCAAUUGCUCAGCGCUCUCUACCAGAUAGAUAACGAACCUCCGACGUUGCCUCCAAUCAACUUGCAGUCUCUAGGGACAUCCAGUCAGUUGAAGAAUGAAAUCCGAAAAGUGCCAAUUCCUCCACACCGCAGACGACCAUUGCAGGAAAACUGGGAACGUAUCAUAAACCCCAUCGUCAACCAGUUAAAAUUAGAUGUCAGGUAUAAUUUAAAAUCAAGGUGUGUGGAAAUAAGAAAUGGAGUACAAACCACUGAAAUUAGUGCACUGCAAAAAGCAGAAGACUUUGUAAGAGCAUUUUCAUUGGGGUUUGAGGUAAACGAUGCCAUGGCUUUGAUGCGACUAGAUGAUUUAUUUAUAGAAUCAUUCCAGGUCACCGAUGUGAAACCAUUAAAAGGGGAUCACUUAGCAAGAGCAAUUGGUAGAAUUGCCGGGAAAUUGGGUAAAACCAAAUUUUCUAUUGAAAAUGCGACGAAGACAAGAAUAGUCCUAUGUGACGAAAAAGUACACAUUUUGGGAGGUUAUAAAAAUGUUGAUAUAGCGAAAACAGCAAUUUGUAGACUAAUAUUGGGCAGUCCUCCGUCAAAGAUUUAUGGAACUAUGAAGGCUGUCGCUGCAAGAAAGAAUGAAAAAAAUUAAUAUUUUUUAUUUUGCGUGUACAUUUAUGUAUUAUAUAUUUAUUAUUAUUAUUAAUCUUUAUGAAUGUAUAUAUGCAACUGGUCAUCUGGGCUAGAGUUUUAUCAAUUGUGAUAUAUAUCUGACAAACUCUGUAGAUACUUAACAGUUCUGCUGUUUCGAGCUAUGAAGUUAUUUAGUUUUAAUAAAAUUACUAAAUAUCU
Molecule: messenger RNA, 845 nt
Organism: Helobdella robusta
Lineage: Eukaryota; Metazoa; Annelida; Clitellata; Rhynchobdellida; Glossiphoniidae
Exons: 2
Coding region: 1-645 (214 amino acids)
Cellular component (GO): nucleolus
Molecular function (GO): RNA binding
Source: RefSeq, a predicted model, not a curated record